Phycodurus eques (leafy seadragon) is the source of this 1288-nucleotide messenger RNA. RefSeq names its product small ribosomal subunit protein uS15m-like. Gene Ontology annotation, molecular function: structural constituent of ribosome. The transcript is spliced from 8 exons. Gene Ontology annotation, biological process: translation. Bases 113 to 841 code for a protein of 242 amino acids. Gene Ontology annotation, cellular component: ribosome. The record is from RefSeq and is a predicted model, not a curated record. NCBI's taxonomy places the organism in Eukaryota, Metazoa, Chordata, Actinopteri, Syngnathiformes, Syngnathidae.
GACAAAAUGGCGGAGCACGUCUAGUGGUUGAGUUUGUUUUUCCUCUUUCUCUCCGGCUGGAGAAAACGUAACCCUAACACAUUAUUAUCAACACUUUAACACAACAUUAGUCAUGUGGUCGAACAUCGCUCUAAGGACCGUUUUAAGGUCUUCCUUGGGCGUUUUGAGGGAAAGCGCCGGCACUCCACGGACGUGCUGCUCGGCGCUGCUGUCAAGAAACAAAGUAAACAGCGUGUUAGGAGUUUUUUCCCCUCCAGCACCAGUCCGACAUUAUGCUCGCGCUACAAAGAAAAAGGUUGCAGGUCUUGAGAGCCAACUCAGCGACCUCCCGCCGACCAUGCUGAAGAUGGAUUACGCCGCCGUACCCCUCGCAGAAACGACGGACGAUAUUGUCAAGAGACUUCUUUCGUUGGAGUUAGCCAGCCAGAGUGAAAAGUUGGCAUUGAAAAAGGAACAGCUGAUUGCCAAGGUGCAGCGGGAUGAGAGCGACCGCAGCUCAGUGGAAGUUCAUGUGGCCAUUUUGACGGCGAGGAUCCGCAACUUUCAGGAGCACUUGCUCAAACAUCACAAGGACAAGGCGAACAAGAGACGCAUGCUGAUGGCCAUGGAUAGAAGAAAGAAGUUGCUGAAGAACCUGCGGCUGGAGCGCUACGAUGCCUUCGAGAAGGUGUGCGAGCAGCUGGGCAUCACCUAUACCUUCCCGCCUGAGUACUACAGGAGGGCAACACGACGCUGGCUGGCCAAGAAGGCCUUCUGCAUCAAGGUCUUCAAGGAGGUGCAGAAGCAGAAAGCAGAGCAGAAACUGAAAUUAGCGGCUAAAAUGGAAACUGCCAGCCAGUAGAUGCCAUCAUUCGCUGGUAAAAGACAGCAUUUUUGGUGUGUUUUUUCUCCAUGUCACCGGUCUAUAUAAUGCAGAGGCCAGUUGCGGCCCGUUAUUCAUUUUAAAUAGCCUUUCAGUAAUAUUGCACCUCUGUGUAAAAGGCACGGGCAGAUCAAUGCUGAAUCCACUGUAAUGACUAUGAUAUGGCAAUUAUUCAGGAUUUCUGUGAGAGACUAAUGAGGCUUGAAACAUCAAUGCUAAAUGUACAUCCAUUUUGUAUACUAGUCAUUUCAUGAAAAUAAACACAGUAAUGAGGUUAAAAUACUUACGAGCCGACUUGUUUUGGGUAACUUCAGUUUAAAAGGAGACAUGCAUUUUUCCCAUAAUUUAAAACAUUUCCCAGGUGACGGGGAAUGUCACAGACAGGUUACUUUUGUCUAAUUACUAUGAGAAUCAAGACUUAUGGAA